This is a messenger RNA of Solea senegalensis (Senegalese sole), 1227 nucleotides long. RefSeq names its product vacuolar ATPase assembly factor VMA21 (gene vma21). Gene Ontology annotation, cellular component: endoplasmic reticulum membrane. The transcript has 3 exons. Bases 107 to 418 code for a protein of 103 amino acids. The record is from RefSeq and is a predicted model, not a curated record. Lineage: Eukaryota; Metazoa; Chordata; Actinopteri; Pleuronectiformes; Soleidae. Gene Ontology annotation, biological process: vacuolar proton-transporting V-type ATPase complex assembly.
GUGACUCUGCGGAAGUGACAACAUUGCGCAGACGAAGCUAAACGUAAACAUAAGCUGUCCUCGUUUGCGCGUUUAAAUUAACACCAAGCCUCAUAUCAGCUCAGCAAUGGACGGACCCGUCAGAGCACCUUCAGACUACGCAGCCGGACCUCCACCUUAUGCCAGAGGAAAUGAAGGCUCCCUGGUUUCAGCCCUCAAGACACUGCUGUUCUUCACUAUCCUCAUGGUCACAUUACCCAUCGGACUGUACUUUGCAUCAAAGGCGUACAUCUUUGAGGGUUCGAUGAAGAUGUCGAGCUCUGACAGCUACUUCUACGCCGCCAUUGUUGCCGUGCUCGCUGUGCACGUGGUUUUGGCUUUGUUUGUUUAUGUGGCCUGGAACGAAGGCGCACCUAAAGGCAAGGGCAAACAUGAUUAAGGCGCGUCCGUAUGAGCUCGCAAAGACCUGCGGAGACAGAUAGACGUGGAUCCUCACGGACCCCCUACACCUCGGGCUCCAGCACGAAACAUGACGACAUCUUCCAACCUGACUGUUAGGGGAUCUACUUUGAGCUUUGUGGUUAAAGCUUAAAUCUAGUGUGUAGUUCUCAGGGUCGGGGGAGUAGAGGCUGUUGGAUGUGUAUGUGUGUUUUUUGUUUUUUUGUCACCAGCCUCAGCAGAUCUGCUUUCUGACUUUCUGUUGUAUGAAAAUGUAACUUUUGUUGGCAGAGGGCAGCCCAUAUUUUUAAAGAGAUUUUCUUAUAAGUUGCCAUCUGGCUAAGUUCUGUGAAGAGUGUGGAAUGCAGGGAAACAUCUCGGGCUUUUGAUAAUGCAUGCACACACACACACACACACACACUGUAUGUACUUGUACUGUGUAUGUACGAAGGAGUUGGUUCCAAAAUACAACACUGCGUCUAUUCUUUGAAUAUUUGUGCUACUGAAUAAAUCAUACCGUCUUCAAAUUUCACUUCUUAUCAGUGUCAAGUUAUGAUUCUAAACCCAUAUGUGCACAAAUGUAAUGCUGUAUUUUGGAACACGCCUCUCACAAUGUCAUGUCAUUAUAAUAAUAUCAUCCAUUUGUUUGUUCUGUCAAGUCUUUUUUUUUUUUAUAGAUAUUUUGAAACUUCAGACUAUUUAAUGUUUUGUAUUGAAUAUGUUUGGUGAGAUUGAGGAUUGAGGAGAUUGUCGUGGAAGUCUGUGUGAUUGAGAUGAGAACAGUGCUCAAAUAAAUAUGGGAAAACAAAA